GUGACAAUUGAUAUAAAAAAUAUUGUAAACUCAAAAUAUCAGUCGAAAUACAAAAUUUCUAGUUAUGAGCGGGACAAACGGAAGUAAUCGCGUCGAUGUUAUCGGACGUCCGGUUGUUACUACCGAAAAUCAAGCCAACAGCGCAAUCGAAAAAAUUGCCUCUGUGACUUCGUUCAUUUUAUUUUUAGUCUUCUUCCCGAUUUCAAUAUUUGCAUGUCUGGUUGUAAUGUUGGAAUUCCAACGUGCAGUUGUGUUUCGGUUGGGACGAUUAAGGAAGGGUGGUCCGCGUGGUCCAGGUAUAUUUUUCAUUUUACCUUGCAUUGAUAGCAUCGUCAGUGUCGAUUUGCGAACGGUUUCAAUUGAUGUGGCGCCGCAAGAAGUACUCACAAGAGAUUCAGUGACAGUUACACUCGAUGCUGUCAUCUACUACCGCAUAGAUGAUCCUCUACGAGCUGUCAUUCAAGUUGCUAAUGUUAUGUCAUCGACAAUGCUGUUAGCUCAGACCACGUUGCGAAAUGUGGCAGGCACAAAAAUGCUCAUGGAGCUAUUGGCCGAUAAAGAGUCCAUUUCCAAGACUAUCGAGGAUAUUUUAGAUGUAGCAACCGAUCCUUGGGGAGUCAAGGUGGAGCUUGUCGAAAUCAAAGAUGUUCGCCUGCCUUUUUCGCUGCAACGCGCUAUGGCCGCCGAAGCAGAAGCUACACGUGAGGCCAAAGCGAAAAUUGUUGCCGCAGAAGGUGAAUACAAAGCAUCGACAGCACUGAAGCAGGCUUCAGAUAUAAUCGGAAUGAAUCCAAUUGCCUUACAGUUGCGGUACUUGCAAACUAUGAACACAAUAUCGGCGGAACACAAUUCAACAAUUAUAUUUCCGUUUCCGAUUGAGCUGAUGGAUAUUUAGAUGUUUUAUUAGAAUUGUGGAGCGAAGUGUUUUUUAUUUACAUAUAUGUGUGGAAUACAUUAAAUUGGGCGUUUGCUAAGCUAAAUCAGUAAUCCACCUUUAAACUCAUGGGAGGAAAAGACGCUAAUGAUAGUUGCGCCAGGUCGAUCGAAGAUAUUUUUGCCCCAACGAGUAAAUUACCAUUAGAGAUCAAAAUGGACUGAACAUCUGAGAUCUUUAAUCCUCUGAUGUGAAUAAACGGUGUCAACCGUAAGAAUUAUGUCGACGACUUCAAAGUUCCGACUGUGAAUAAAACGAAAUAGGUAUUUGAUAUUAAUACCUACCAAAACAGAUGUA
This is a messenger RNA of Bactrocera neohumeralis, 1231 nucleotides long. RefSeq names its product stomatin-like. The transcript is spliced from 6 exons. NCBI's taxonomy places the organism in Eukaryota, Metazoa, Arthropoda, Insecta, Diptera, Tephritidae. Bases 65 to 895 code for a protein of 276 amino acids. The record is from RefSeq and is a predicted model, not a curated record. Gene Ontology annotation, cellular component: plasma membrane.